Molecule: messenger RNA, 6265 nt
Organism: Camponotus floridanus (Florida carpenter ant)
Lineage: Eukaryota; Metazoa; Arthropoda; Insecta; Hymenoptera; Formicidae
Product: myosin-IIIb
Exons: 17
Coding region: 415-5328 (1637 amino acids)
Biological process (GO): protein phosphorylation
Cellular component (GO): myosin complex
Molecular function (GO): protein kinase activity; cytoskeletal motor activity; protein binding
Source: RefSeq, a predicted model, not a curated record
UCACGUUGAAGACGCCGCGCGCUCGUGCUCCGGUUGAUACUGUUUCACGGCACAUUUUACAGUCAGCUGGUCGCCAAGUAACGCAGUGAACACACGGUGAUCUAGCCAAUUUUAUAACGCGAUCGUUCUCUGUGCUUGACACGGCGAUAGGCUAGAUACAGUUCGAUCGACUGUCAUCGCGACGAUUCCCUUGCGUGUACUCUCAUCGUGACAGCUCCUAUCUUCUUCCUGUUGCAGGUUUUAUCACCGGAACACAUUUGUUUCUGAAACAAGACAGAAGUGCGCCGGUCUAACCAGAGUCUAAUACUAUUAAGGAGUUGACGGGUAUCCAGUUGGAAAACGAACGCUUCUAACAGUGUGUCGCAGUUGAUCGAACUAACAACGUUCACUGAGACUUCCUUAGUUUAAUAAGAGAUGACUGGAGGCGGGACCAACAUGGCGUAUCACGGUCUUAGUCAACAUGUCAAUUUCGACAUGAUACCGGAUCCUGGCGAGCGUUUUCGAUUGGAAGAAUUGAUCGGUGAGGGUACAUACGGCGAAGUAUAUGCCGCUUACGAUAAAGAAACUGGCCACAAGGUAGCCGUGAAGAUACUGGAGAACGUCGCUGACAAUAUCGAGGAAAUCGAGGAAGAAUAUCUAGUGCUAAGAGACCUGAGCCUACAUCCAAACAUACCUCUUUUCCACGGUUUGUUUCUAAAGCGUGCGAAGCCUGGUCAGGAAGAGGAUCAAUUAUGGUUCGUGAUGGAGCUGUGCACCGGAGGCUCCGUAACCGAUCUCGUGCAAGGUGUCAAAAAACGCGGCAGUCGUCUAACGGAUCAUCAAAUAGCUUACAUCUUGAGGGAGACGGUCGAGGCUCUGAUCUUUCUGCAUAGUAAUCACUGCAUGCAUCGCGACGUGAAGGGUCAUAACAUUCUGCUCACUGAAGAAGCGCGUGUCAAAUUGGUCGAUUUCGGCGUGUCCUCGCAUCUGGCCGCGACUCUCGCCAGGAAAAAUACAUCUGUCGGGACACCGUACUGGAUGGCGCCAGAGGUGAUAGCUUGCGAGCAGCAAUUGGACUCCUCGUAUGAUUCGCGCUGUGACGUCUGGUCGAUCGGCAUCACCGCCAUCGAGUUAGCCGAGGGCGAUCCUCCAUUGUCGGAAUUGCACCCCAUGCGAGCGCUCUUUCAAAUCCCGAGAAAUCCUCCGCCCUCCCUGAAGAAUCCGGACAUCUAUUCGCCGGAAUUGACGGAUUUCAUAGCCGAAUGCCUGGUGAAGGAUCUCGAGCAUCGACCGUUCGCGAGCGAAUUGAGGGAGCAUCCGCUAUUGUCGAGUGUGGAGCCGAUCGUGGAGAAGAUCAGGGGGCAAUUGAGGGAAGAGAUACGUAGACAGAGAGCGGAGGGUCGAACUCAUCGGCAGCCGGAGGUGACUACGAAACAUGGCAAAUUGAAGACGGACCGCAAGACGAGACCGGAGAAGAUGUAUAUGGACGAUCUGGCGGCGCUCGACAUGCUGUCGGAAGAAGCUAUUGUCGAUCAAUUGCAGCACAGAUACGAGCAAGCGCAGAUAUACACGUAUAUCGGCGAUAUACUGGUUGCGGUUAAUCCUUUCACCAAUCUGGGUUUAUACACUGGUAUCGAGCAAAAACGAUACAAGGGUCAAGCGAGAUCGGAUAAUCCUCCGCAUAUAUUCGCGGUCGCCGAUGCCGCGUAUCAAGCGCUGCUUCAUCAACGUCAGAACCAGGCAAUAGUUAUUAGCGGUGAAUCGGGCGCCGGGAAGACGGAAAGCGCAAAUUUACUAUUGAAACAGCUCGUCUAUCUCAGCAAGGCGCCAAAUCGCAACCUCGAAGAGAGGAUACUUCAGAUAAAUCCUAUAAUGGAGGCUUUCGGAAACGCGACGACCGGAAUAAACGCCAAUUCCUCCAGAUUCGGUAAAUACCUGGAUCUAACAAUGACGAAGGGUGGAAAGGUGACCGGUGCACGGAUCUCGGUAUACCUAUUGGAACAAUCACGCGUGAUCGCUCAAGCUGAGGGAGAGCGAAACUUUCACAUCUUCUAUUACAUGUACGACGGCUUGGAGGCGGACAAUCGCCUCUCGGAAUUUUAUCUCGACCCUACGCUUCGAAAGUAUCAUCGAUAUCUCACGCAUUAUAGUCACACAUCGCAGACGCACAUCGACAAAUUCCAGCAACUCAAGAUGGGUUUCAAGGUGCUCGGAUUUCACGACAGCGAGGUAGACACGGUGUAUCGAGUUUUAGCCGCUAUACUCCAUCUAGGUGACAUUGAGUUCGCCGAGGUGGCAAGCCAAGACAAUACCGACAAUAAGAGCAGAGUCAUCGAUCCUAUUCCGUUACACAGAGUUUCGAAGCUGCUCGGCGUCGAACAAAACGAUCUCCUGGAAGCCCUGACAUCAAACUCGGUAAUGACCAGAGGCGAGACAAUUACGCGAAACAAUACGGUGGCCGAAGCUCGUGCGGCGCGCGACGCAAUGGCCAAGGGUCUCUACGGUCGACUCUUCGAUUGGAUGGUCAACCAGAUCAAUUGUUUGCUGUGCUUCAGCCGCUCGCCGAAUUACGAGCCGCUGGCGAUCGGGCUGCUCGACAUCUUUGGCUUCGAGAACUUCCCCAGGAACUCGUUCGAGCAGCUCUGCAUCAACAUCGCCAACGAGCAGAUACAAUACUACUUCAAUCAGCAUAUUUUCACUUGGGAGCAACAGGAAUACAUGGCCGAGGGAAUACCCGUCGAUCUCGUUGAAUUCUCUGAUAACAGACCGGUCCUCGACAUGUUACUCAGCAAGCCCAUGGGACUCUUGGCGCUUCUGGACGAGGAGAGUCGGUUUCCCAGAGCGACCAAUCGAUCGCUGAUCGAAAAGUUUCACAAUAAUAUCAAAUCCAAGUUCUACGUACGUCCCAAAUCGGACGCGGUCUGUUUCGCGAUCCAUCAUUUUGCCGGACGUGUCGUCUAUCAAGCCGAAGGAUUUCUCGAGAAGAACAGAAACUUCUUGCCGCCCGAGGUCAUUCAACUGGUGCGACAAUCGCAGUACGAUAUGGUUCGUUUCCUGUUCCAAUGCCCGAUCACGAAAACUGGUAACCUGUACUCGGCGCUGCAGGGGAAUGAUUCGAGAAAAUCGCAAUCGAAUCAGAAUACAAAGGAACGUUAUUCUAGUCGAGGUUUAGCCUCACAAUCCAGAGCUCAGCAGACGGUAUCGACAUACUUUCGAUAUUCCUUAAUGGAUCUAUUACAAAAGAUGGUGUCCGGUUCGCCUCAAUUCGUUCGAUGCAUAAAGCCAAACGACUCGCGAAGUUCACGGUUCUUCGACAAGGACAAGGUUGUGAAGCAGCUGAGAUACACCGGUGUCCUCGAGACAAUACGUAUACGACAAAAUGGAUUUUCUCAUAGAAUACCUUUCAACGAAUUCCUUAAAAGAUAUUGCUUCCUCGCUUUCGGCUACGACGAGCGCGUGGUUGCCUCUCGGGAUAAUUGUCGUCUUCUUCUGAUACGUUUAAAGAUGGAUGGCUGGGCAUUGGGCAAAACAAAAGUCUUCUUAAAGUACUAUCACGUCGAAUUUCUCUCAAAGUUAUACGAGGAGCAACUGAGGAAGAUCAUUAUGGUUCAAGCAUGCGUUCGACGCUGGCUCGCAAAAAUCAAGUUCAAGAAGCAAAAGUGGCAAUUUGCCGCAUCGGCUGUAACGUUACAACGUCAUGUCCGUGGCUGGCUAUCCCGGAAACGAACGGGAGAAAUGCUGGCUCAAAAACGCGCGGAAGAAAAUAUGGCGUUCGAUUUCACGUCGAACGAGAUGAAACGUAGAGCACAGGAAAAUGUGGACGUCAAUAAUCGCGAGAAGCAACGACAAGUAUGUAAAAAUCUAAAAAAAGACGACGCCGCGAUUAUCAUACAAAGUCAUUUUCGAGGCUAUACCAUCCGCAAACGCUUUGGAUACGAGCUGGAGGAACGUUUCAAGAGGAUUUUAAACAAUUACGACAACAUAUAUGACGGCCACAAGGCGUUGUUACGCGAAGGACUGAAACACGAAGACGCGGCUCUUAUCGUUCAGAGAUGGUAUAAAAAAGAGGAGAGAGUGGUCAGAAAGAAACCAAUCGCGAAGGAUCCCAUGCAUCCUAAACUACGGCAAGCGGAUCUAAUCCAGUUCUCUCAAAAUGUACACAUGAAAAAUCAAGAAGUGCACAAAAAUCUGCGUCGCAACAAACCCGGUGUCAGAUUGAGCGACAUUGAGGAACCGCCUUUGGAUUACGUUCGCCCCGAAGGAUUCAAUAUGGUGCAGUCGAUAUUGCAUUAUCGCAGCGGAACGCAGCCGGAUGAAGAAGACAGCGUCAAGUAUUACCGGGAUCUAAAAGAGGAGAUGAGCAGUGGUUCGGAAUUCGAAGACGACGAAGUUGGCUGGGACUUACCGUUGAUACGGCUAGAAAAUGACCUUCGCACAUCGUCGAGGAAUCGGAGCAACCAGAUUCUGGAAGUGAAUGCCGAGAGAAGAGAUCGUGCGGCUCAAGGCGAUUUUGCGGUAGCACCGGAGCAGCAUCUGUCAAACAUUUGGCACAAAGCCCUAAGACAUUCGUCCGAUCGACGCGAGAACGAGAGCUCCAAGAAAAAUGUCAAUACAAGGAUUAAUGAGCUGCAUAACAACAACCUGCAAUCACACGCAGACGGACAACGUGCAAGCGACUCUCCGCAUAUCCACGAUUCAUCUGGCCUACGAUUCACAAUCGACAAUCGAUGCAAUGCCAUAAACGAACAACGGAAUACCCUAAAUGGACAGAAUCUCGCCAACAAUCAUCAUAAUCUCAUUAACGAGCGGCACACAUCGAUUAACGGCUGUAAUAACCAACCUCAUUGUAAAAUAAGUAAUGGCGUUAUAACGAGCCAAAUAAAGAUCCCGAAUACGGAACAGUCAACUAACGACCUAUCGAGUCAAGACAAGCCAGAGAGGCCAUCGGAUCAUAAACAAAAUGGUUAUCCAACGAAAAAUCACGAGAAUAACGUGGAUCAUAAGAACGGUAUUAAUCGGUUAACGAAUGGGAAAUCGGAUCAGGAACUCCAGAAAGAUAAUUUUCAUAUCGCCGCUAAUCUCAGACAACUUUUAAGGCCGACUGUGAUCGAGAAACGGCAGGAGAGCGCCAAGGUCGAGUACGAUGCUGAGGACAUUAAUGGCCCCUACAAUUUUAGACAGCUUCUAAGGCCGACCGAAUACCUCCCAACGGAAUCUCUAAGGAAGAGAAAAGGAGGACUCGUUUCCAACGGAGUGCCACUGCCGAAAGACAAAGUUCCGGAGAAACACGUUAAGAGAAGAGCGCCGUUGGCACCGACCCAAAAUAGACUGGUCAACGGAAAGAAGUGAUGUUACCUUGUAUUAUUCAGUGGAUGUAUUCAUUUCCGAGAGAUUUGACUUGACGAAAGAUGAAUGAGUAUCAUCUGACAUAUAAAUCGUGAUGAUUAAUACUGUAAUAUAUCGAAAAUUUCCCUCGUUAAACCUCCUCCCGAUAUGUAUAUACAAGCUAAGAGAGAUUUCACUAUUAUUGCCAUUAAUACGAAAGAAAAAAGGUGCAACUUGAAUUCCGUUACGAUAUACAGAAGAUAGUAGUUGUAGUAUAUAUGAUACACUGCGCAUAUAGAAUGCAAUUUUAAUAAUCGAUAAAAGAACAUUUCACAUUAAUUUGGGCGGAAAUAAUAUGAUAUAUAUACAUAUAUGCAUGCGAAAGUCGGUACAAUAUCUAACAUGACACGCGAAUUAAGCAUAAAAUGCAAAUAAUCUCCAACGGAAAUAUUAGUACUUUAUAUGCAGCAAAUAUAUUAUAAUGCAUUCGUGGCAUGAAAUUGCUCGAUUCUUUUAAGAGUAGAGAAGAUAAAGAAAGAGUUCCGCAUUUACAUAUAUAUACAUUUUCUCUUUUCAUAUAAAAGUACAAUACCAUGCGCUAUAUAAUAAAGUUGCAUGAUUUCAAAGUUUAAAAAGUUUUUCUUUAGCUAAUCACAAUAUGCAUUUGCCGAAUAACGUUUGCGUAAUAGUAGAAACAAGAUAUAUUUCACGCUGCUUUAUUUAGACGGAAAGAGACGAUAGCACUUAUAAUUAUAUAUUUGUUUUAUACCAAAUUUUUAGUAGAAAUAGCUAGUUUUAUCAUAUAAGCGUAUUUAUACUUGCGGCAAAGUGAUGUGAAACAAUAUUAUUGCGACAGAAAAAAAAAAUAAACUCUCUAAAAGUGAAUCAGUGUAUUAUCACUGAAAAACAGUAAAUAGUCAUUGAUUACAGCAGUUAUAAGUACUGCACUGUAAAUCAGUGA